CUGCAGUAUGAUCAGCUUGGUCAUCUUGAGAUCAGGGUUGUAUCUUGUUGGAACACUGCAGCCAUGCUUGUGCCUGAGAUUUCUGCCACAAAGUCCAAGCAUUUCAAACCUUGGAUACAUGGAAAAAUUUCUAGACAACAUGGGAAUGUCAUCCAGAGGUAAAACUAAUACUGUUGGUAACCUACAACGUCUUGGCAGCUGCUUGCCCACUUCUGGUCUAUCCUCCUCAAGGUAUUCACCCCUGGGGAAAAGCUGAGUUUGUGUGGCUUUACAAUGGUUAUGUUUAAAAGGGUUUUAAAACCCCACACUUCUCUAGUGAGAUGAAAUGCCUACAUGGUUCCUGCUCCCUGAUGUUGUCAGUAAUUUGGGAUCUUAAAACAGUUUGUGAUGCAGUCUGUAUUUAGUCUAAGCAGGGGAACUGCCUGCAACUUUCUUAUCUUUAAAGAGCAAUUUCUGGAUAGGAGUUUGAACAGGAGAUGAUUUGGCAUUCUGGGAUGUUGAAACUGGAGGCGGGAGGGCUGCAGAGAGUGCAAGUCAGCAAAAUCCACAGGGGGCUUUCCAGGGAAAGGGGAAAUGCUGCUGGAAGAGGUUCAGAGAUCAAGUGGCUCAGUGCUUUCUCCUGAGGCAGCAGAUGGGGUGGUUUGGGCUUUUGGAAGUGAAUAAAUCCUCCUACAGGGCCACUUUAUCAUAGUGUCACUUCCCUCCCCAGCCCUUUCCUCUGUUCCCCAAUCUCAUUUACACAAAAGAGAGAACAGGCUCUGGCCUUUUAGCUUUGGCAUUAUGCCAUGAUCCAGCCUUUUGCAGGCUGUUUGUGUGCUGUUUUCCAUUCAAGCUGGGGUCAGAGCAUAGACAUUCAGCAGGGUUUUCUUUAGAUGAGGAAGGCAAUAGUUUCACAGCUUUGAGGAUCACUGGCAGUAAUGUUAAUCAAGAUUGAGGUUUAAUAUCUUUUUAACUGUUUUUAGACUGUUGGAGUGAAGCCUGCACAGCACCAACUUGAGCCAGGCUUUAGCCUAAAGUUGCAUGGGAAGUCACACUACAGGAAAAGCCCUCACUGCAGAAAAGCAAUGGAGGAACCGCUUCCCAUCCCUUCCCUUGCGCAUCUGUGGGCAAUGUGAGAACCCGCUGCUAACCACAAGGUAACAGAUGGCCGGAGCAUCCCGGUGCCCAUGGAACAAUGUCGCAUGGGUCCCGGCAUGUGCCCCGGCAGCGCCCAGCGCCAUUGUCCCAGCCGGCCGUGAAAUCCCGAUUCCACGCCGAGGAGCUGCUGCAAGGAGCCUCUCCGGCUCUGACCUGCCAGCGAGCAGCUCCCUGUGUCCCUAUGGAAAUAGGGAGAGAGCAAUGCAUAUAGAAAUGUCAUUAUUGGUAGGCUUUUGGCGUGGUAAUUGCAGCGCCUUGUGCGCGGACCCCUGAAAGGUCAUCGUGACAGCAAAAGUUAAGCCAUUGAGUCUCCAUCAGUCAUUCAGCGUUGGCUUUGAUGGUGUCGAUACCAUCAAGUGCCGUGAGGACCCACUGUGAGUCGCUUUGUGGAGGCGAAGGGGGGCUGCGUGGCCCUGGGAUGGAGGCGGGCGGUGGCCAGGCCUCCCCCUCCCCUCGGCGGCCCGGCGGGUGUCCGUGUGUCUGUCCCAUCCCAUCCCCUCCUCUCCCCUCAGGCGCUUAUAGCCCGGCCUGCGCCCGCCCGCGCCUCUCUGUGCCCGCCAUGGCGGCGGCGCGGGGCCCGCCCGCCCUCAUCGCCCUGCGGCUGCUGCUGCUGCUGCUGGCGGGCGGCGGGCAGCGAGCGGGCCGGGCCGACCGCUGCAGCUGGAGGGGCAGCGGUUUGAGCUGGGAGCCCCGUUCCCGCGCGGUGGAGCAGGUUCAUCUGCGCUGCACUGAGGGUUCCCUGGAGUGGAUGUACCCCGCACGAGCCCUGCGUGUCGUUCUGGAGCCCAACCUCUCCAGUGCCCGCCACACCACUGUCUGCAUCAAGCCUGCCAGUGACUUCCAGGGUGCCAGCAUCUAUGUGGAACGUGCUGGGCAGCUGCAUCUGGUGGCCAGCCCGCAGAGGGACAUCAGCCGCCGGAUGGCCAGCUUCCAGUAUGAGCUGCUGAGCAACCAGAGCGCUGCGAGCCCCGACUUCAAAAAGAUGGCACUGGUCGAAGCUAUGUGCCGUCCUUGUGACAACAUGGAGCUUCUCAUGGCCAUUUGCAGCAGUGACUUUGUGGUGAAAGGAUCUAUCCGAAAUGUUUCCCACGAUUCAGAGAACCACAUGUCACAGGUUGAUGUCAGCGUCCACAAAGUCUACAGGCAGAAAAACAGGAUUUUCCAGCAGGAUGAAGCAAGUGGUGAAUGGCGAGGCCCUAUCCGGACCCUGCUGCAAUGCAAGGUGAAGAAGGGAGGUGGAGAUUUCCUUUUCACUGGAAAUGAACACUUUGGUGAAGCUUGGCUGGGCUGUGCUCCUCGGUUUAAAGAUUUCAUGUUCAUUUACUGGGCUGCAAGGGAAAGAGGAGCCAACCCAUGUGAGUUCCAGCUCAACUGAAGGGAGUGACACCGGAGUUGAGACUUCAGAAAUUUCAGCCCAGUUUUUGAUACCGAGUCUGAAGUAGAUUACACCCAAAGACUAAAGCUAACAAUUUCACCAAAACUGGGGCCUGGAGAAUCUCCUGAAGAUAAUGGCUCUGUGAGCGCUGUAAACUUUGACUUUUAGUCCACAUUUUCAUUAGUUUCAUUAGUUUCUUCUUUGCAUCUUCUUGACAUCCCAAAGUAACUCUGAAUUUUGAAAAGGUUGUCUUUUGUUGUGGUUAGAAAGCAGCCUGUGCUCAGUAUUAUAAAAUUCUCUCAACAUCUUUUGCUCCGCGUACAUGCUGUGUGCUUUUUCUCUAGAUUUUUUUCUCUUUUCUCCCAUAUCUACUUGAUUUCCUUUCUUAUUUCUUUUGGUUUUACUCUUUAAUGAAUGUUAACUCUAGUUGUAGCCUUAGUUACUAAACCUUCAGGCAGUUGGCAGGUUUGCUAGGUUUUUUGCCUGCUGUGGGUUAGCAGAGAGAUUAACUAACCCUCUGGGGCCCAGUCACAGCUGAAGUAAUUCUGCAGCACCCUGUUGAUUUCUGCACAGUUGACAGCAUCUGAUUUUGCUCCAUGCAGACAGGCCAGUGAGGGAUACUGCACUUUAGCCAAUGGGAACACUAACACUGUACUGUUCCUGUAAAAGUCAGUUGGAGAAACUCUCUAAGACUCAAUGUGGAGUUUCAGAAAGCAGCAUUCUUUGUUGCAGCACUUGGGCGCAAAUGUGAAUCACUUCGCAAAGGUGAGCGUGCCUGAUAAUUGCCAACAGCAGCUACAUGUAUUUAGCAUCCUCAUGCGUAUUCAUAGCUUUUCCAGGAACUAAUUGUAGUAUUUGCAUCCUAAUUACACAUGUGCUUUCUUGCUGAGUGGGGGUCUUUGGUGGUCGUCCAUAGUCUUCCUCACUGUGUUUACUGAAUGACCUCAGGGCUUGCUCAUGCUUGCAAGGUCCUAGUGCUGAGUUAGCAUUUGGUAUGUUCUUGCUUCUGUUCUGUUCCAGUCUCGCUCCACGCUGGGCGCCACUUUGCUGUCUUGAAGGCUGGCAUCCUUUGCCUCAUUUACAUCAUCUUAGUUGUUAUCAGUUCCAUGAUGUUCCUUCCCCCAUCAGCUGAACAUUCCUUUCUCUCUACGUGUUAGUAAGUUAGAAUGGUUUGGUUUAUUCUACUAUGUUAAAGGCACACACGCUAUUGUUAGUUUAAGAUUUAAGGUUACAGUACCGCUGCCAUAUGAGAAAAGGUGUUUGGGAAGUGCAUUGAAAUAAUCAGUUUUGGUUGUAGUGUUGUCUGCAUGAGAACGUAAUGCUGGGUAUUCCUAGUGCAGGCCCCACAACUAAUUCUAGGUGCUGAUUACUGCACAUCAGGAAAAACCUGAGCAAACUGGCCAUUGCAAAGUAUUGAAGGAUAUCUGGAUAUUCAGGUUUUGAGAGCUGGAAAUCAAUGCCACACUUAAGGUUUUUAAAUGGUUUACUCUUUUUUGGUUGGUAUUUACACUCUAAAUAUGACAUAAAAUAUAUUAUUUUGGUAUAGAUCAAAGGUACUGAAUUUCUUCCUGAUUUGUAUAUUUGUAUGUGUCAGACUUGUGUUGGGUUUUGUCUUUCAUAGAGGCUAAGCCACUUCUUACAGCAUUAAUGUCAUAGUUGAUAUUUGCUUUUGUAGAGCAUCAUCCAUUUUAAAUAAUGUGUUCUUUUUAGAACAAGCAAGUAGUUUUGUGAAAGUAUGGUUGAAAAACUAAAAUAACCCAGUGUGAAAUGAAACAACAUACUUAAACCCACAUGUGAUCUGGUGAUUUAAUCCACAGCUCUGUGGGCUUGUCAGCCUUGCACUGAGCAACCUGAAAUCCUUGCAAUCAAUGAGAACAAUGAGAGCUUGUUAGAGAUCUUGGAUGUUGGAUAUAUUACUUCUAGUUGAGUGCAAUCUCCCUGUAUGGCAUAGAGUUGAGAUAGUAGUGGCACCUGAAUUUCUCCAAGUGGUUGGGUAAAAAGCUUUUCUGGAGAAAAUAUUUUUGUUUUCAUUUGUUUAAGAAAAGAAAUUAAGUCAGAAAUAUUCUUUUUCUGGGGAAAACACACAAUUUAUAGAGGGCCCACACUCAAAAAAAGUCCUGCUGUGCUAAAGUCAGUGUUAACUUUGAGUGCUGUGCUGCUGCUAUUUACAUUUCGUGCAAAUCUUGCAACAUCAAGACUGAGGACGUUUAGAUACAAACAUGAGUCAACUGGGGCAAAGAGGUCAGUGUUUCUGUUGGGAUAAGGUUGUAAACUUGAAUCAGUGCAAGAGCAGUAAACGAGUUGAAAAGUAACAUAAAAUCGGGUCAUACACUGUAAUUUCAGUGACUUUUGUUAGUGUGACAAGGUAGACAGCCAUUGUCACAGCAAGGAGCUGUGGUUAGGUCAGGGCAGCAUCAGUGUUUCACAUACAGAGAGUUGAGGCAGGAAGAGGAGUUCUUGGUGGAAUUUGGGUGACAGCUUUCAUUAGUGCUGACUUCAAGAUAGAACCAGGCUUAGUAUGGGGCAGGGGAGACCUAAGUUUUAGUCAAAACACAUUUGUGAGCAACUGCAAGCAAACAAGUCAUCUUCUUUCUUUACUGUAGUUGAAUUUAACCCAAUUAAUUAUCUUUACUGAGGAAAGCAUGUUGAACAUUUUCCCUCUGGCACUGCAAGCUUCAGUCUUUCAGCCUCUUCCAGGAAGGAGGUGCAGCCUUUUCCAUAAUCCUUCUGAUCUGUAACAUUUCAUAAAGUAGCAGGGCUUUUUAUGCACUUAAUCAUUUGUUCUUUGUUGGACUUGUGCCUGAUGUGUCCAUCAGAAAAUCAAAAGAGGUAUAGUACGUUUCCCCCACUCACUGAAAGACAAAAAAGCCACAAGAAUCUGUAAUAAGACUUUGACUGACUGGACCAACACCGUGAAGUAAAGGUUUGUGAAUGAACACUGCAAGCUAAGUCUUCCUGACUGAUUUGAAUGAGGUUUCCCCUGCUUAUGGCAGAGUGAAUUUGUCCCUUUUUUGAGUGCAGCUGGUCUUUCCCUUGUGUCUAUCUUGCUUUUUCUGUGCUGUUGCAAAUGCUCUGAAUUUUCAACACGCUGUUCUGGAGGAAAUUAGUUACAUGAAUACAGGGUUAUUCCCUCUGUCAUUCACUCCCUUUCUCUAAUCCUAUUAUUAUUUUUAAGGUAAAUGUUUCAGUAUUUUUCACUGCAAUGUAAGCUCAACUUUUGUCUCAGACAAAAGGAUAAGAACCUUGUUUGUACAACCAAGUAGGACAAUAAGCUUUCUGUUCCAGUACAAAAUGGCAAAGUCGUGGCCUUCAGAGACCUUAAGGGUUCUAGUGGGAAGGCACAGGAACGAUGAGACAAAGUCUUGAAACUGGGGGCUUGUGCUGAGCUUUCCCCCUGACUCACGUAUCUCAUACCUUCUGCUAUCAGUGAGGGAGCACAUGUGGUAACACCUCUCAUGAGAGCUCAUUCUGCACUGAGAUUUGUAUGCUUAAUACGGGAAGAGGAAUAGUUUUUUCUCUGCUCUUGACCAAGAGUCUAUCUUUUCUCCCUUUUUAAUGAUCUUGAUCUCACUCUGUUGAAAUUUAGCAAAGCUUCCAAAAUAGUCCUGGGAAGUCAGAGUUCAGAAUACUUACAGUUUUCCUAAAUGCUUUUCUUCAUUUCAGAGUGAUGAGUUUUGGUUUCAGUGGUCUGCAGUGAUCAUUUAGAGAGGUGUAAUUUGUGCUCCUAUAACUUAUACAGUCAUAGUUAACAUUUAUCAUUUUGUCUCAAGAUAUAAGCUGGGGGGAAAACCUAACCCUAAAGCAAAAACCCCCUUUCUUUCUCUACCAAGAGCUACUUUAUUUUUAAAAUGGAAUGGAGGAGCUGUAAAAAGUACACAUUCUUUUCUUACAUUGAAAAACAUUGAGGAGUUUAAUACAGACACAGACAUAAUGCAACUGACUCACCUCCUUAACGUCCUGUUGAACUAAUAUAGGAUCAAGAGUUGCUCAGGAUGGUAUUUUCACCUAAAUUAUCUGCCUCUUUUCAAUUAGCUUUUAUUAUUUUAAUGGUGGUUCCUCCCACCCUCACACUGAGCUUUGGCUGGACUCACAUAAUUGCCUAUAUUUUAUGUAAAUGGAAUUGUUACACCGUAAAAUGAUAUACAAAUGUGUCUGCCACACAGAGUCCAGUAAAUGGUGUGAAUAAACCCAUUAUUUUCAAUGUAACAGCAUCUGAUAGCAGCCUGGGAAACACUGGGCUGACAGAUGUGAGCCCAUGACAAGGCCUGCAAAAAAACCUGAAUGAGGAGCACUCUGACAGACCAGCAUUAAUUGACUUUUGAAAUAACUCCUUUUUUUUCACAGUUCUACUUGGCUGAGCGAGAUUCACAAAUUGCUGUCUUGAACUUCUUAAUGGCACAAAAUAGCUGCCAAUGAAAGCCUAAAUGACAUGGACGUUGAAUAGGAGUUAUACAACGACCACACCAUGACAUGUUUUUAACUGACAUAUUAUUUGAGAAGUUGCAGCUACUCAACUGGGAGGCAGUCAGGAAGGGGGAAGAGGUGGGAAGGAGUUUGAGAACUGGGUAUAGAAACAGCAUCUGUUAAACUCUAGACAAAUAUGGGUUUAAGUUAGGAAGAGAAACAAGUCUUAGGAAACAUCCUGAUAAACAUUUUCACAUGCAUUCCUAGAGAGUAUAAUUUGGAGUCCAGGUCUGUUGUUCCUUCUGCUGUGAAAAUCAAGCAGAAAUUACAUUAGCAAGUAAGAAAACAGACCCUGUGUGAGCGAUGAGCAUUGCUGACCUCUCUGGGUUUCAGGACCUGCUCAAGACCCAGGCUGUAGUCACAGUCAGGUUUAUGCAGACUCAAAAUACUUGUUUGUCUUUCUUCAGAAACUGAGGCCAAAUGCUGGCAGAUCUAAUUGACCUCUUAGACAGGUAGUUAGUAAAGAUGAGGACUAUUUUUUCUUCCCCUAGUUUUUGUGCUGCCUGCCAUGCUGAUCAAACAAUACUGUUGCCUGACUCUGGGAACUCCAGAGUUACACCACAGCCUAAGCAGCUCUCUCUUCCCCAGUUCUCAUACAAGUCAGUGAGUUAUGCAGUAAAACCCCUGUUAUUUGUACACUGUGGCAUCUUUAUUUCUGCCUUCCUUACUGCUUUCUUCAGUUCUCAGCACAGAACGAAACAUUUAGAGUUAGGGUUUACUAUGAGUAUUUAUUGAAUUCAGAGUACAACUAUUAAUUCACGUUAGAGCUAAAAAGAUCAACAGCUUCUACAACAGUUACAGGCACAGUCAUAGAACAGAUGGCAUAAACUCUGUCUGUGGCCCUCAUAAGGAUGUCUAGCUGACACAUCUACGUGAACUAACAUAUAGUAUACUUACUGAAGUAUAUGUGUAUAUAUGAAGUACAUAGCUGAUAUAUCAGUACAAUCAACAGGUCUAUAAUUGCAUAAGCAUUUAUUUUUCUAUACUGCAGUACAUCACUGUUGUGUCUCAUUGAAGAAAAGAUUAAAUUUAAACAGAUCACUGUA
Pezoporus occidentalis (night parrot) is the source of this 8022-nucleotide messenger RNA. RefSeq names its product meteorin-like protein. The coding region runs from base 1475 to 2512 and encodes 345 amino acids. Lineage: Eukaryota; Metazoa; Chordata; Aves; Psittaciformes; Psittacidae. The transcript is spliced from 6 exons. The record is from RefSeq and is a predicted model, not a curated record. Gene Ontology annotation, molecular function: hormone activity.